AUGAAUCCAGAAAAUACGGAAAUAAACUAUGAGGAUCCUGGAUCUGUCAAGGACAUCAGAAAACGAUUCGGAACCCGAACAAGCACCGAAUUCAUCAAACCUAAAAAUCCAUCCGUCUGCGCUAGAGCAGAGCAAAAUAAUUACACAAAAGCGUGGCAGGAAAUCAUCAACGAGGGAUUCCGCGAGGCUGAAAAAACAAUAGACUCAUCCUUCUCGAUUGAAAAAGAAAACCAAACCAUCACGAAACCAGUCAAACCUCCCAAACCAGCAAGAACAGUUUCAAAAGCUCUUGGAAGGCCAUUUGCGAAUACGAAUGUUAAGACGACUCCAGAGUUAUUGACGAAAAUUAACGAAGUUAUGCGAAAAAAUGCUGUGAUCAAGGACUUUGAAGCUGCUGUUUCAGAGUUUUAUAAAACUGUGCGCGAGUUCGAAAGCAUGAAAAAAUAA
Oikopleura dioica is the source of this 447-nucleotide messenger RNA. Lineage: Eukaryota; Metazoa; Chordata; Appendicularia; Copelata; Oikopleuridae. The record is from the annotation of a GenBank genome assembly.